AGAAAAAAGAGAAGUGCUUCUGUGGGCGCUCACCUCCGUCACAGAUGUAGUCCGUCACAGGAACCACACCUCGUUGGGGAGAUCAACUUCACUGCAACUUUCCACCAGGUGCAGAGAAGACCAGAAGAACCACCGGGGGUCCUAGGGCGCUGCCGGGGUCACCUAAGCCAGAAAAAUAAAGACCUAUCCUGGGGCAAGAACACACAAGCCGCAAUAACAUUUUUAAGAGCUGUCCCCUGCAGAACGUUGUCUGAUGAAGUGAACCGGUCAAAGCUCCCCUCGCAUGCGGAGGACUUCUUUAGAUCUGACCUUGCGGAUCUUCUUGCCGUUGGCCGCACGGAAUUCCUACCAAACUGGAAGUCUCAAAAAUGAGUGACUUUUGGCAUAAACUAGGCUGCUGCGUUGUAGAAAAGCCACAACCGAAAAAGAAGAGGAGGAGAAUCGAUCGCUCCAUGAUAGGGGAACCAAUGAACUUCGUACAUCUGACACAUAUCGGGUCCGGAGACAUGGCGGCCGGUGAUGGGCUCCCCAUGGCGGGUCCUAUGCAAGAACAAAUGAGAUCAAAAGGUAGCCGCGAUAGACAAUGGAAAAACUCCAGGAUAUUGUAGCUGUAUACACUGUAAGACCACAUUGGAUCGAGCAGAUUUAAAAAUCCUUCAUGAGAAGCAGGAACAAAGCACAAGGCUGCGAUCACUGGAUAAAUUAUUCAAUCUUCCAAACAAAAAUAUUUUUUUUAUUAUUUUUUUUUUGGUUUCUGGAAACAUUUUUUGGAGAACUGAUAAAGAAACAUCUGAAGAAUGUGCAAUAUUUUUUUGUAGAAUAUUAUAAAUAUACAAUAGCUUUUUUUUUUCUGAAAGGAGAUACCUCCUGUAUGAGUUAUGCCAUGGAUUAUCGUCCGGAAUGAUUGAAAUGAUGCCAGAUUGUGAAAUUGAAAGCACUUCCUAGACUGGUGUAUUGUACAAGCAAACGUUUGUUUCUACGUAACGCAACAUUCCAACAUAUUUCACACCGAAAAACAAAUCUGUAAAGAAUUCCAGCUAUUCUCAUUUUGUUACGACUUGAAUUGCAGUCGUAUAGGAUCCUGCUUACAUAGUAUUUUAUAUAAAUCAGCAUUUUAGGUGCUAAGGAUGUGUUUCUAUUUUAUUAUGGUGAUUAUCUGGAAAAAAAGGUAAAAUACGGAAAAAAAAAUUUAUAUAUAUAUAUAUAUUGCAAUGCACAAGUGAUAAUUUUUUUUAGAAAUGGCUAUGUAUUUUGCAGCAUAUCAGACAUGACAAUACUUCACUGAUAUGUGUCGGUAGAGGAUUUGCCCACACUGCCUAAAAAAAUCUAAAAUGUUUAUCCACUAGAACCGAAAUGAAAAAAAUAUACAAUCCGAUAUGUAAAAAUUCAGCCGCCAUAAUCUCAGAUCCAGGCCAAUCUACUACCUCUACAUUCAGACCGCGGUGCGAGAAGCUGACGCUCUACUGACGGACUAGUGUGCACUACUCUAGUCACUGGAGUCUCUUCCCUCACUCUAGACCCUUGUUUCCCAUCCACACAAGAUUAAAGGGGUUAUCUAGUGGGAAACACAUUUUUUAAAAUCAACAGGUGUCAAAAAGCUAAACAGAUUUGUAGUUUAUUUCUAUUUAAAAAUCUUAAUACUUCCAGUACUUAUCAG
Molecule: messenger RNA, 1657 nt
Organism: Hyla sarda
Lineage: Eukaryota; Metazoa; Chordata; Amphibia; Anura; Hylidae
Gene: CDC42SE1
Product: CDC42 small effector 1
Exons: 6
Coding region: 369-608 (79 amino acids)
Biological process (GO): regulation of Rho protein signal transduction
Cellular component (GO): plasma membrane
Molecular function (GO): small GTPase binding
Source: RefSeq, a predicted model, not a curated record